GUUUAUUUUCAGGUUUUGGGGAUUUUUACUUUUUUUUUUCUUUUUUGUUUGGAUGAAGUUCUUUUAGAGAUUUGAAGGAAUUCACGAUAAUGAUAAUUAUUCAUGUAUUUCUAUCAACUUCUUCUUUAAUUUUGUAUUCUCGUUGUAAAAUAAUUUCUUAUAUAUUUAUAGGGUUCAAAUGAAUCCCAUUUCAUCUGAUGAUGAUCAUUUUCUGGGAAAAAAGUUUUAAUUGCAAACGUGAAAGCAGUGCACUUUUUCUUUCUUCACCUUUUAAUUUGGUUAAGCAACAAAGAUAAAGGAAUGAAAAAAGUUACCAUAUUUUGGUUGUUAUAGGUAUUUUUUUUCUCCUUGUAUCUUUCUUUUUUCCAUAUAAUUUCAGAAUUUUCCAGAUAUCGGAUUGGCUCAGCCCAUGGAGGAGAUCGUUUCUAAGCCUAUGUUGGAGAGAAAGGCAAGACCUCAAGAGCAAGUGAAUUGUCCAAGGUGUAAUUCAACAAAUACAAAGUUUUGCUACUACAACAAUUACAGUCUCACUCAACCAAGAUAUUUCUGCAAGACUUGCAGAAGGUACUGGACUGAAGGAGGUUCUUUACGAAAUGUUCCUGUUGGAGGAGGUUCAAGAAAGAAUAAGAGAUCUAUAUCUUCUUCAACAUCUUCAUCAUCAUCAUCAUCAGUUUCAAGCAAGCUCCCAGAUCUAAACCCACCAAAUCUUUCUCACUUUUCUAAUUCUCAAAACCCUAAGACUCAUAAAGGUCAGGAUCUUAAUCUGGGUUUUCAAGUGAUGCAUGAGACUCAUGAUAUGUCUCGAUAUGUUGGAGUACCGAAAACUGAAAGCACCAAUAACAACAAUCAGCAACAUAACUCCUUAUCUUCUUCCUACAAUACUUCAUCUUCUCUUUCAGAUCUAGACCUGCUCAGAACUGGAAUUGCUUCAAGGGGUUUAGAUUCUUUUAUCCCAACGCCCAUGCCAGCCGAUUCAAAUACGCUGUUUCCAUCUGGGUUUGCUUUGCAAGAUAUCAAACCAACAACACUUAGUUUUUCUAUUGAUCAUGGGCUUGGAAAUAGAUACGGAAGUGUCCAUGGGGUUCAAGAGAAUAAUGGUGGGAUGCUGAGCUUCUUUCCUUUUGGGGAGUUGAAACAACUCUCGAGCACAACUGAAGGUGAUCAGAAUAAAGGACAAGGCGGUUCCAAUGGAUACUGGAAUGGGAUGUUAGGUGGAGGACAGUGGUAAAGAAAUUAAGGAGACAAAGAUAUUGUCUUUCUUUUGAUCUUCUUUUCUCCUUAAUUUUCACACAUGGUAUGGUUGUUCAGAAGUACUAACAGGAACAUACAUGUGGGUUAUCUAUUUUUUAUCUGUUUCAUAUUCUUCUUUUUACCAUUUGAACAAUGAAGCUUAUUUAGGGUUGGCUUCAAUGGUGGUUUCUAUAUGUGUUGUGAAGAAGAUAGAAGAAGAGGUGAAUAUAACGCCUGGUUUUUCUGAGGGCAACAUGGCCAGUAUUCAUUUAUUCUUCUAUCACAAGUACUCAACUAUAGGACAUCUUAAGUGUUGUAUGUGUAAUUUCUUAGCUAUCCAGUGAACAAUCUAUAUGGGAGUUUGUUUGCAGCCAAAAAAAUAUGCUUAAUUAGUUGUGUUACGCACAAACUACUUUGUUGGUUGUAUGAAAUAGCAACUUCACAUUCUUUA
Messenger RNA from Mangifera indica (mango), 1681 nucleotides. Its product is annotated as dof zinc finger protein DOF2.5-like. The transcript is spliced from 2 exons. Gene Ontology annotation, molecular function: DNA-binding transcription factor activity; DNA binding. NCBI's taxonomy places the organism in Eukaryota, Viridiplantae, Streptophyta, Magnoliopsida, Sapindales, Anacardiaceae. Gene Ontology annotation, biological process: regulation of DNA-templated transcription. The coding region runs from base 410 to 1228 and encodes 272 amino acids. The record is from RefSeq and is a predicted model, not a curated record.